UCUCCGUCUCAGCGCAGCCGGAGCUGAGAGAGCGGGAUCUGGUAGGCCCUCUGGCUCCGACCUCUGAGAGGAUCAUCUUCAAGGGAUCUUCUUUGGAGUUGUACUGUGCAUGGCAAGGAUCUACUUUCUUGCUGCCUCACCGAAAGUGCAUGGCCUAAACGAAUGAAUAUUUUUAUGAGGCGCCUUGCACCAGAGAUGGGCCAGGACCAAACCAAGCAGCAGAUAGAGAAGGGCCUGAGGUUGUAUCAGUCCAAUCAGACAGACAAAGCCCUGCAUGUCUGGACAAAAGUGCUGGAGAAGACCUCAGACCCAGGAGGGAAGUUUCGGGUGUUGGGGUGCCUGAUCACAGCUCAUUCGGAAAUGGGAAAAUAUAAAGAUAUGCUCAAGUACGCUCUAGAUCAAAUCGACACGGCCAGAGAAAUGGAGGACCCGGACUACUUGACAGAGGGCUACCUGAACUUGGCGCGCAGCAAUGAGAAGCUGUGCGACUUCCAGAAAACCGUGUCCUACUGUAAGACCUGCCUAAACAUGCAGGGCACCACCGUCAGCCUGCAGCUCAACGGCCAGGUAUGUCUUAGCAUGGGCAACGCCUUCCUGGGCCUCAGCGUCUUCCAGAAAGCUUUGGAGAGCUACGAGAAGGCCCUGCGCUACGCCCACAACAACGACGACAAGAUGCUGGAGUGCAGAGUCUGCUGCAGUCUGGGAAACAUCUAUGUCCAUCUGAAGGACUAUGAAAAAGCCCUGUUCUUCCCCUGCAAAGCAGCUGAGCUCGUCAAUGACUACGGCAAGGGCUGGAGCCUCAAGUAUCGAGCCAUGAGCCAGUACCACAUGUCUGUCGCCUACAGGAAACUGGAGCGCCUGCCAGACGCCAUGGAAUGCUGUGAGGAAUCUAUGAAGAUUGCUCUGCAGCACGGUGACCGUCCUCUGCAGGCUCUGUGCUUGCUAAACUUUGCAGACAUACACCGCUCCAGGCAUGACGUUGAUAAAGCAUUCCCUCGCUACGAGUCUGCGCUGGCUAUCAUGACUGAGAUUGGAAACCGGUUUGGACAAACACAGGUCUACCUGGGAGUUGCAAAGUGUUGGCUUGGACAGAAAGAAUUUGACAAAGCUCUUGAUUCGUUGCAGCGAGCGCAGGAAUUGGCAGAUGGAAUGGGAAACAAGCUGUGCACACUGAAGGUUCACUGCCUGAGUGAGGGGAUUUAUCGAAGCCGGGGGCAGCAGGAGGAGCUCAGAGAGCAGGUGGUGAAGUUCCUGCAGUGUGUCGAGGAGCUGGAGCUCUACUGCGGCAUGUGUGGAGAGUCCAUCGGGGACAGGGACCAAAAACUGCAGGCUUUACCCUGUUCCCACAUUUUCCAUCUCAAGUGUCUGCAGACAAACGGGACAAAGGGUUGUCCCAAAUGUUUCAAGUCCUCCAUGAAGCCCGCGUUCGUGUGAUUGCGAGGCUGCGUUUGUACGUUGGAUCUGCAGACGCGGCGCGAGGCCUCGCAGGCUCCUGACCGAUCCGAGGGAAGCGGGCAGCCUCAGGAUGUGCUGGAGAUGUUUGAGGAGUAAUAACUCACUGCUCUAAGCAGAGGAUGCCGUACUGAGCUCAGAGCGUCGCAGAGUGCGGCUCUGAGGACACAAUUGAGGCAUCCACCUUGUUGACAGGCAGACGGCCUGUGAGUGACAGCUGACUGAGGAGGAGCAGCGCCACAUUUCACUAUAAGCUGAAGAAGAAAGAACCUGCUUUGCCUCUGACGACUGGCCAUUUGUUGCAGAGUUUUAAAUCUAGAGGAAUAUGGACUGUCCAAAGAGCGUUUAUAACUUGUAUUUGCUAUUUUAUGCAUUAGAAUUGUUUAUUAGAGUCAAGAUGAAAUGAUCUUCAGUCAAAUCUCCGUAAUCUCAGUCACAAGGUUUGUUGUGUUACCUUUUACACAACAUCCAUUUCUUCUUUACUCAGCCGAGUUUCCUUUUUUAUCAGAGCACAGAGCCAUUUCUGAGUUGAACUGAUUUCAUACAUGGUAUAUUUAUUAUUGUAUUCAUGUACAUACUAUUCUCAUUUGUUUUGAAAGUUUGAUUUAUUUGAGGUGUUUUGUAAAACCUAAAAACGAACUAAAAUCUCUUAACCAUUCAAAAACUAGUAUGUCUUUACAAAACAGGUACAUGCAGCUGUUUUAUUUUUUUUCUUCCUUAUUCGCUGAGAUUAAGGAGCAGGAUCAACACACAUUGUGUUCAUAGAAAUUCCUUUUCUGUCCAUUUCUGGGAAUGUUUUACUCUUAAGUCAUCAACAUGAUAAUGUUGAAGGAAACCUAUUGGGAAAGGAUCUUCUUUGACCAAUCACACACUCGUCGAAUGAUUAAUCAGAGCAGAUACAUACAGUAUGUUUUAAAUGUAGUGUUUUCAUAUUUGUGGUCACAUAUUAAUAUUAAUUAAUUGGUAAAAUCUUGAUCUUCAGAUGAUUAUUUACUUGUUGACGCCAAAACACUGAGCUAUCACAUCAUUUAUCGUUGCAUGUUUUAUUCACAAUGCCAAGCAACAGAGUUGGAUUACAUCAGAUUAUGUAUCCAUCAAACUGUGCGUUUACUUAUUUCAGACUUGCUUAUAAUGGUGUUAUAUAUUUGUUCCAUUUAUUUUAGACAUAUUGUGAUUUGGGAAGAAAAGGCCAUAUUAAUGGCUAAAAAAUGAUCAUGGCCUAAACAAGGUUUUUUCGUUCACAGUUAGACUCUUAAGAUCCUAAGAUUUUUCGUAAGACUAUAUUUGUCAUUCAGAAUUGUACGGUGAAAACAGGAUAAAUGCUUGGUAGGAGAUUGCUACGAAGCCCUUUUGAAACAUUCACAGUGAAAAUCAUCAAACUUGAGGAAAACACACGACACUGUAGCUUUAAAACAUGAAGCGUUUCGUUUUCUCUCUCCACACGACAUGUGAGUGGGUCGACUGUAUGAGAAGAGAGAGACCAACACAUUUUCUUUUACUGCACAAGCACUUAUGUUUCUCAUUCUGAGGUCACGUCACCACUUGGCCUCCCUUCUGAACAGCACCCGGCUCUUGUUUGAGGCCCCUGCAUCCAAAGCAACGUUGAUUCACUGUCUGUUUACCUGUAGUACAGUCGAUGUAAAGCAAAGACACUAUCUACACUUUCUGUGCUUGGUUCUGGGGUAUAAAUACGAUUUUACUGACAGUACAGCCACUCAUCUAUCAUGGUUUAAACUACCUCUGUUUUUGCCUCUAAGCUUUGCCUUCCUCAGAGGAUGAAUGCAGUAAUAACACAACAUUUAAGUACAUGUAGAAUUGUUAUGUUUUUCUAGACAUCGUGUUGAUAUAACCAUGAUUUUAAUGAUUCAGAGUCUGACUGAAAUGCAUUGUUAAUAUAUUUAUGCAUUGAGUCAA
Messenger RNA from Chelmon rostratus (copperband butterflyfish), 3366 nucleotides. It is a transcript of the gene rapsn, whose product is annotated as receptor-associated protein of the synapse, 43kD. NCBI's taxonomy places the organism in Eukaryota, Metazoa, Chordata, Actinopteri, Chaetodontiformes, Chaetodontidae. Gene Ontology annotation, biological process: chemical synaptic transmission. The record is from RefSeq and is a predicted model, not a curated record. Gene Ontology annotation, cellular component: synapse. The transcript is spliced from 8 exons. The coding region runs from base 163 to 1434 and encodes 423 amino acids. Gene Ontology annotation, molecular function: protein-membrane adaptor activity; acetylcholine receptor binding.